GCAGCAGCUGGUGGAGGCGGCCGGAGGCCGGGAGCCGCCGUCGCUGUAGCCGGGCCCCGCGCUCCGCCCCGGCCCGGAGCCGGCAGCCCCGCGCCCCAGCCAUGGCCCUGGUCACCCUGCAGCGCUCGCCGACCCCCAGCGCCGCCUCCUCGGCCAGCGCCAGCGAGCUGGAGGUUGGCAGUGAUGAAGAUCGCAAAUUAAACCUGAGCUUAAGUGAGAGCUUUUUCAUGGUGAAAGGAGCAGCGCUUUUCUUACAACAGGGAAACAGUCCACAAGGCCAGCGGAGUCUGCAGCAUCCUCACAAGAAUGCAGCAGGUGACUUGCCUCAGCACCUUCAAGUGAUGAUCAACCUUCUGCGCUGUGAGGACAGAAUCAAAUUGGCUGUGCGCUUGGAAAGCACGUGGACAGAUCGAGUCAGAUACAUGGUGGUCGUGUAUAGCAGUGGGCGGCAAGACACAGAAGAAAACAUUUUACUGGGAGUGGACUUUUCCAGCAAAGAAAGUAAAAGCUGCACUAUCGGGAUGGUCCUGCGCCUGUGGAGUGAUACCAAGAUACAUCUUGAUGGAGAUGGUGGAUUUAGUGUGAGCACUGCAGGGAAGAUGCAUAUCUUCAAACCAGUUUCUGUGCAAGCUAUGUGGUCUGCCCUGCAGAUCCUCCACAAAGCUUGCGAGGUCGCACGGAGGUACAAUUACUUCCCAGGUGGAAUGGCUCUGGUCUGGGCCACAUACUAUGAAAGCUGCAUCAGUUCGGACCAGAGUUGCAUCAAUGAGUGGAACACGAUGCAGGACCUGGAGUCGACACGCCCCGAUUCCCCAGUGUUGUUUGUUGACAAGCCAACUGAGGGGGAAAAAACAGAGCGGUUUAUUAAAGCCAAACUCCGAAGUAUCAUGAUGAGCAAAGACCUGGAAAACGUGACCUCCAAGGAAAUACGAAAUGAGCUGGAGAAGCAGAUGAACUGCAACUUGAAAGAAUUCAAGGAAUUUAUAGACAAUGAAAUGCUGCUUAUCCUGGGGCAGAUGGACAAACCAUCUCUGAUUUUUGAUCACCUGUAUCUGGGGUCUGAGUGGAAUGCCUCCAACCUGGAAGAGCUUCAAGGCUCGGGCGUCUACUACAUUUUAAAUGUCACCAGGGAGAUCGAUAAUUUUUUUCCUGGUCUAUUUGCGUAUCAUAAUAUCCGGGUGUACGACGAGGAGACGACAGACCUCCUGGCUCACUGGAACGAGGCAUAUCAUUUCAUAAAUAAAGCCAAGAAAAAUCACUCUAAGUGUCUGGUACACUGCAAAAUGGGUGUUAGCCGGUCUGCCUCUACGGUUAUAGCUUAUGCAAUGAAGGAAUUUGGCUGGUCCUUGGAAAAAGCCUAUAAUUACGUGAAGCAAAAACGCAGCAUUGCAAGACCAAAUGCAGGCUUCAUGAAACAGCUGCUGGAAUAUGAAGGGAUUUUAGAUGCAAGCAAACAGCGUCAUAACAAGCUGUGGAAGCAGCAAGCAGAGAGCAACCUACGCCAGAAUGCAGAUGAUUCUAUGGGGCCCAGUGACUUCCUGCUCGAUAGCUUAGACAUCGAUCUAGAAAACCGUCUAUCUGACCUGGACGCGCCUUCACAGUCCACGUACUUGGACAACAGAGCCAAUAUGGAGGCCGGGGGGUUUCACUACUGCUUCCGGCGCCUGUCCGACUCAUUGCUGGAGAACAAGCUGCCUGGUGACAGGGAAAUAUUUUUCCAGGUGGAGGAUCUGGAGCGAGACGUGCUUUCGGAGCAGGCCAAUUUGCUGGUGGCUCAGCCUCCCCCAGUCCCUCCUGAGGCUGCGGCAGAUACAAUGAAGGCCAAGGAGAAAGUAGAACCACUGGCAGAGCUGAGAAGUUUCUGUGAGAAGGAAGUGAAGAAGUUGGAGUCCAGCAUGCCAAAGGGGAGGAGUGUGCCCAGUCAGGCGGAUCCGGGAAAGGAAGGCAUCAGGGAGGAAAAUCCCGUGGAGAGGUGGAAACGGCGCUUGUCUGUGCACAAGGAGGAGAACUUACUGAACAGAGAGAACUUGAAUAACAACAACAGCAAGAGGAGCUGCCCAGAGGAGUUCGAGCGCGAUGCCAUAUUUGGAAUCCUCAGUAAAGUCAAGCCUUCCUACCAGUCAUGCACUGACUGCAUGUAUUCCUCAGCCAGUGCAUCUGCUGAAGCCUCUGGGGAGCAGUGUGAGACGCUGAAUCCAGCUGCCGCAUGCUGCAGUUCUACAAUCUGUACUCAGCCUUCGCUCCUCUCCCAUGUGACUUCUAACUUGUCGGACCAAAUGCCUAGCAAGUCGCAGGCUGAGGAAAUAAUCAGGGCUAAAAAUGAUGUUUUGCCUCCAUUGCUGCAGGGAACUAGUGUUUUGGAAGGUGGCACCUGCAAAUCUGUGGUGGAUCAGCAUUGCAAUAUUUCUGAAAAGCCAAAAGAUGCACCAAAAACACCUGUCAAAGCACUGCUUGCCAGGAGAAAUUCCCACUGUGAGAAGAGCCCUCUGAAUACAGAAGUGAUGAAGGAAGAGUCUCCAUCCAGAAAAGAUGUCAAACCCACGAAGGACCUGAAGUACUUGCUGUUUAGCAAAGAUUUGGAAAAGCCCACCACAAACAGUUAUUUGAUGCAGCAUCAAGAAUCUCUUAUUCAGCUUCAAAAAGCUGGCUUAGUUAGGAAACAUACCAAAGAACUGGAGCGUCUGAAGAGUGUGCCAUCAGAAUCCUCAUCGCUGGUAAGAGAGAGCUCCAUGAGCAGAAUCGAUGCUAGUAUACCAGAGGAAAACCAAGAUUUGGCUUUGCACCAAAGCCCAGUAUCUCUUCUGGGUCCAGCACCUUUAAUAUCUGAAGACACAGAGAAUGAUGUGGAGAAGUUAGAGGCCAAAAACCCCUUACAGGGACUGUCUCAGAAAACCUCCACGCCUGUCCUAUGCAGGCUGGAACACAUGAGCAGUUACACAAGGGACUUUCUGAAGACCAUAUGUUAUACACCGUCAUCUUCCAGGAGUUCCAACUUGACACGCAGUUCUAGUAGCGACAGCAUACACAGUGUGCAUGGGAAACCAGGCCUGGUGAAACAACGAACUCAGGAAAUCGAAACCAGGCUACGACUUGCUGGUUUGACUGUUUCUUCCCCUCUGAAGAGAUCCAAUUCUCUUGCCAAGCUAGGGUGUCUUAACUUGUCCUCUGAGGACUUAUCAAGUGACAUGGAUGUGUCAACGCUAAUGAACUCAAAAGAGGCCAAAUCGAGUGAGUCUUCCAUGCUUUGCGAGUCACAAUCCUCUCUGAGGAGCGUGGACGUAAGCUCCAAACUGCUAGCAAAUUCAGCCACAGAAAACUUGAAGAGCACACUUCGGAAGGGCAAAAGUUGACACGUUCUGGUGCAUGUUUUCUUUUUUUUUAAUCAGCAUUUAUUGCCUGAACCCAAUAGUUCAUCUGAUACAACAUCUUUACCCCCUUCCUUGUGCAGUAAGUGGGGAGAAAGAGGGACAUAACUGAACUGGGUGAAUGGCACAAUGGGAAAAAACAUUGCAUGGCUUGGAAGAGGACAUGGUGUGUGAACUGCCUACUGUUCCUAUAGGACAAUAUUCCCAGUACUGUUUGCUAAGCAUAAUAAUGUUAAAAUACAUAUAAUGUAAAAAAAUGCUGAAAAUAUUGUUUCAAAGUCUCAACAAAAGUCAUGGCAUUUUUUAAUUUUUUUAUUUUGCAAAACAAACAUAGCACAAGUCUCUAGUUUGAACAUCCACUUGUGGAAAAACCUGUAGAUGGCAACAUAAACUCUACCUCUGUA
Molecule: messenger RNA, 3769 nt
Organism: Mauremys reevesii (Reeves's turtle)
Lineage: Eukaryota; Metazoa; Chordata; Testudines; Geoemydidae
Gene: SSH1
Product: slingshot protein phosphatase 1
Exons: 15
Coding region: 102-3350 (1082 amino acids)
Biological process (GO): protein dephosphorylation; actin cytoskeleton organization; negative regulation of actin filament polymerization
Cellular component (GO): cytoplasm
Molecular function (GO): protein tyrosine/serine/threonine phosphatase activity; actin binding
Source: RefSeq, a predicted model, not a curated record